This is a messenger RNA of Trypanosoma cruzi, 393 nucleotides long. RefSeq lists its product as uncharacterized. The coding region runs from base 1 to 393 and encodes 130 amino acids. Lineage: Eukaryota; Euglenozoa; Kinetoplastea; Trypanosomatida; Trypanosomatidae. The transcript has a single exon. The record is from RefSeq and is a predicted model, not a curated record.
AUGAUGCUGCCGCCAAUGACGCUGACGAAAGCAAUGCAGAGAUUGCAAACGAUGGUUCAGCAGUUCAUGCCGGGGUGCCGGAGGAAGAACCACAUCAAGAACAAGUGGAUGGCAGCGAGAAACAAACAUCGUUUACAUCCACUGCCAAAAAAUAUAAUGCAGCGAUUGAAGACAAUGACGGCAGCCCCGCGGCCUCCCACACCACCUCCCCUCUUUUGCUUCUUCUUCUUGUUGUUGUGUGUGCGGCUGCGGCUGCGGUGGUGGCCGCGUGAGAGUGAGGGAAAGAGAGCCAUGCACCGCCCGCACACACACUCGUCCUUCACUCACUCUCUGUGUGUGUGUCCCCUUGCAUGGACUCUCGUCCUCACCUCACCCCACGAAGCACACACAUAA